AUGACACAUCAAAGAAGAUAUGCAAGUGAAAGUCUCAAGAGAUUUGAGAUGGAAGAAUGCAAUUUGACUUCGACACCUGCAGAACCAAGACUGCAACUGUCAAAAAAUACAGAUGAAGAUGAUAUCGACCCAACCCAAUACAAAAGACUUGUUGGGUCAUUGAAAUACAUUUGUUAUACAAGACCUGACUUAGCAUACAAUGUAGGUAUAAUAAGUAGAUUCAUGCAGAAGUCAAAGGUAUCACAUCUAGCAGCGGCAAAGAGGAUACUAAUAUAUCUCAAAGAAACUCUCGACUAUGGUAUUUUGUUUCCUGCAGCUAAUAAAGAAAAAGAAUGCAAGUUAGUAGGGUACAUUGAUUCAAGUUGGUGUAGUGAUGCUGAGGAUCGAAAGUCUACGGUAGGUUAUGUGUUUAUGUUAGGUGGUGCAUCAAUUGCUUGGAGUUCGAGAAAAGAAUCAGUAGUAGCAUUAUCAUCAUGCGAAGCAGGGUAG
Messenger RNA from Vicia faba (fava bean), 489 nucleotides. The record is from the annotation of a GenBank genome assembly. Lineage: Eukaryota; Viridiplantae; Streptophyta; Magnoliopsida; Fabales; Fabaceae.